Messenger RNA from Humulus lupulus (European hop), 2924 nucleotides. Its product is annotated as KH domain-containing protein HEN4. NCBI's taxonomy places the organism in Eukaryota, Viridiplantae, Streptophyta, Magnoliopsida, Rosales, Cannabaceae. The transcript is spliced from 9 exons. The coding region runs from base 101 to 2041 and encodes 646 amino acids. The record is from RefSeq and is a predicted model, not a curated record. Gene Ontology annotation, molecular function: mRNA binding. Gene Ontology annotation, biological process: regulation of gene expression. Gene Ontology annotation, cellular component: cytoplasm; nucleus.
GACUCUUUUCGGUGUUUGUUAAAGCCGAUUGUAUUGGAUAUACUCAUAGUCCACCACCACUUCCUCAGCGCCGCCUCUCAUCCUCGUUCUCACUCUUCCAAUGGAGCCCCCAUUCAAGUCCCCAGCGCCGGAGACCCUUUUCCGCCUUCUCUGUCCGGCAUCCAAGACCGGCGUUCUCAUCGGCAAGGGCGGCUCCUUCAUCCGCCACAUCCGCGACCUCACCGGCGCUAGAAUUCGUGUCGAUGACUCCCAUACCUCCUCCGACGAGCGAGUUAUCAUUAUCACCGCCGACUCCACUCCGCCCCGCCCGAAAUUCGAUUACCCGGACAGCAAGCGGAGCAACAGUUCUAGCCCUAGCGUUGGCUCCGAUGGAGACAGCUCGCCGGCUCAGCUGGCGCUCAUCAAGGUCCUCGAGAAGAUGGUCAUGCCCGAAGACGAGAGAUGGGAGGAGAGCGAGAAGGAGAGAGGGGGCAACGAAGCUGGCGAUGGGAGCGGUUCUGGGUACGUGGCGUGUAGGUUGUUGGCGGCUAGUAGUCAGGUUGGGUGUGUGCUUGGGCGAGGCGGAAAGAUUGUGGAGAAGAUAAGGCAGGAGAGUGGGGCUCAGGUUAGAGUUUUACCCAAAGAUCAGAUUCCGGCUUGCGCUGCACCCGGCGAUGAAUUAAUUCAAAUAACAGGGAACAUUUCUGCUGUAAAGAAAGCACUUCUAUCUGUUUCAGGUUGCCUUCAGGAUAAGCCUAGGGUGGAUGCAACCAACUAUGGUGGCGCCAAAAUUUCAGGGAGAAUGCAUCAUGGAAAUGGGCCUGAAAAUAUGGGGUCUGGUCACAGAAUGGUUAUAGAAGAGGAGUUGGUGUUUAAGUUGUUAUGCCAAGUUGAUAAGGUUGGUAGUUUGAUAGGGAAAGGUGGUUCUGUAAUUCGACAUUUGCAAAAUGAAACUGGUGCAUACAUCAAGAUAGCUGAUGCUCCACCUGAUUCAGAUGAGCGGGUUGUUAUGAUAUCUGCACGGGAGAAUUCAGAGCAAAAACAUUCCCCUGCACAGGAAGCUGUUAUACGUGUGCAUUCUCGAAUUGCAGAAAUUGGAUUUGAACCUGGUGCUGCAGUAGUUGCUAGGCUUCUUGUGCAUUCGCAACAGAUAGGUUGUUUAUUGGGUAAAGGAGGUUUCAUCAUUUCUGAAAUGAGAAGAGCUACUGGUGCUAGUAUUCGCAUAUUUACAAAGGACCAAGUCCCAAAAUGUGCCUCACAGAAUGAUGAAGUUGUGCAGGUUAUUGGAAGCUUUCAGUGUGUACAGGAUGCCUUAUUUCACAUUACAAGUAGACUUCGGGAAACGAUUAUUCCAUUGAAGCCACCCCAUCCAAAUUUUGAUGCCCCACCGUACUUGUCUCCGUACUCUGAAAUGCCACCUCCCAUGUUCAGGCCUAGACACAACCCAGCCUCACCAGGUCCAUGUCCUUCUCCUGUUGGGCCUCCUCAUGGAAUUGAUCGAUCUUCUGUUCCAUCUCAACCACUUGAUCACCAGCAUGCAUUUUUACAUGGCAUGGAUCACAAUGUUCCUUCUCCAAUGGACCGAGUUCCCUAUCAAUAUGGAAAUGAACGCCAUGGACAGGGCCGAGCAUUUGAUAGACCAUCUUCUCCAAGAAUGUGGAAUUCUCAGGGUGUUAACAGUGGAAAUCCUAGGGGAAUUGAUAAUAAUCCAAACUUCCAUGCAAGAAAUGGGUCCUUUGGAAGUGAAAAUCCUAGGGGAAUUGAUAAUAAUGCAAACUUCCAUGCAAGAAAUGGGCCCUUGGGAAGUGAAAAUCAAGCGCAGCAUUUAGCUACUGCAAAUGUUGAGAUCACAAUUCCUCAAAAGUUGUUAACCCAUGUUUAUGGAGAUAACAACAGUAACAUUACACAGAUCCGGCAGAUCUCAGGUGCUCAGGUGGUGAUAAAUGAUUUGAAACCUGGAGCCACGGAAGGGCUGGUUACAGUGUCUGGAAAUCCUAGUCAAAUAUCUAGUGCUCAAUGCCUUAUUCAUGCUUUCAUCCUUUGUGGGCAGACGCCAGGUUGACAAUGUGUUUCACUAACUACUCGUAUGCUUAAAUCAAAAGAAAGAAAACAUAGUGACUAGCCAUGGGAAAAGGCCAUUCCCAAAUGUGAAUAUCCAUAUUUGUUUCUUGCAAAGUGUAGAGUAGACAUUGGGGUUUUUGCUUGUAAUGUAGUAACUAGUUUUUUGUAUUCGGAGUUAUUAUUUAUAUGGUAGUUAGUAGUCUAGUGCUAGACAUUUUACUGGAGCUCCAGAAAUUGACUAAUGCACAAACACAGACAGGUGAUACCCUAUCUCUCAUCUUCUUUUGAAUUUUUAGAAAUAAGAGCAACAUAAUAAACUGAAGGAGAUAAUACUCUUUGCUGCAUUGCCUAUUGAAAGUUCUGUACAGACUCAUUCACCCAUCGAGGAAGGUUCUUUCAUUACAUUACAACAUAUCGAGUUUAGCCAUGAAUGCAGCUCUGUUUUUGCCUCGAUAUCUUCCAGUUGCUGGCAUGGCAUUGGCAGCCAUGAUUUUCUUUAUUGAAGAGUGCUCUGUAAACUCCACUAAUGUUUAAAUUCGGGCAGCGAAAGCUUUCCAUUCUGGCAUGCUCAUGGUUCUUGCCCUCUUCUACUGUUUAGCGUGCAUGAAUUCAUGCUUUAGAUGAACAGAUGAGCUCCUUCCUUUAGGUAUUCUUCAAGUUCAUUUUCUAAACCAUUUGGACAAUCUCUGCAAUUUUGCUUUGCAUAAUUUUUUUUUGCUCUGAACUUGUUUUUUAGCUUUGCAUAAUAUUGCUAAGCACAAUAGACGAAAAGUCGAAUAAGUUAAGCAAAACAGAUUCUUUUAAUCAUUGUUGUUAUAGCCAAGUAUCUUACUUAAAUAUUAGUAAAUGUAGAUGAUUAAACCAAUAUACCGAUUAUCUUGUUU